AUGCAGCCAAUAUGCAACCUACUCAACCCUGCUCAACAACGGCCGUGCUACUCCACCAAGUUCGACAGGGAGAAAAGAGAGACAAAAUCGACCACUUCGAGUGCUCCUCUACCUAACAACAACUCUUCUACUGGCUGGGGAUAUCCAGCCAAACCCAGUGUGGCAGGUUGCUGCUGCACCUCCACUUACGUAAGUGGCAUCAGCUGCAUCUAAUCUUCAGCGGUGCCUGGCCUGAUUGCAGGGCGGGAUGUUUAUAAGUUCUGUCCUCCCAUUCAACCCAUUGUUACCUGACGUUCACUCGACGGGCUGUGUGGUUGUCCGCUGGUCAUUGGGUUUGAUCAUUGUGGGACAUAAAAGGUAAGCAUUCGUUUUUAUGCCUGGACUUUUGUAACCGUGUAUCUUGGUGUGAUAGCAGCCGUAAUGUUUCAUUCGCAGCGUGGUCUGCUGCUGGCGUGGAGGUAGAGGUGCUUUGAGUGUGGUGUUGGCUCUUUAUCAUCAAAAGACGGUGACUGGAUUGGCCGUGCGUAAAGCUUACUUCGCUCUGGUAAGCUGGCUGUUUGGUUGUGUUUUUUUUAGUUGCUCGUUUGCUGCAUGGUAACCUGCCCCACUUUCUCUGUAGCUGCUGAAGCCACAGAUCGUGGCUCUCCUCCGUGGCGCUCCUCUCCUCGGCGCUCUGUGCGAGCCUCUACUUCUGCCCACUACUUUGGUCGCCAGCUGGGCAUCCGAAAAGACGGCUUCCCUAGGCCUCCAGCCCUGGUGCGACCGCUCCGUUUCUCUGCUGCUUCUUUGAAGUCCCAUACUGCACAAAGAACUGGUUUUUGCCCAACACAACCUAUUCCUGAGUUUGAUUAUUUCUUUUCUUUGGUUUAUUUGGUUAGUUUAGCAAACUGGCUAUCGGGUGAAACUUUUAAUUUCGUUUAGUUGGUUUUGGUUGCUAUUUGACGGUUAUAUUUUUGGUUGGUUAUAUUUUUUUUUGUUAAUAUUUUUCAUAGUAAUAGCUGGGAUUUCGUUUGCCAUUUAGUUUAUUACCCAAUUAAGUUAGGUUUAUUCUUUUUUUUUUUGUGUGUGGUUAUGUGUGUGUGUGUGUGCGAGCGUGCUGUAUGUGUGUGUGUGUUUUUUAGAAUAGGUCAUUUCAUCAAUUUUUAACAGUACUCUAUAUAUUGCUUUUUGAGUGACCAACCAUAGCAUUGAUUUCUUCUUUCUUUUUCAGGAGCUUGCAACAGACUUCCCCGGUGGUGGCCUCCCCCUUCACUCCCUUUAGUUGCCGUGGCACGUGGUAUUUGGUUUAUAGUGAUUUUCUUUGGUUUAUAGUGAUUUCUUUUGGUUUAUAGUGAUUUCUUUUGGUUUGCAGUGGGUUUCUUUGGUUUUGAAUUUUUCCUUUUUUAGUUUAGUCUGUUUGCUACUAAGUCCCCUUGUUCCUGCUUUUGUUUAUUUACUGCAUUUAUUGUUUACUGGUACUGACACGAUUAUCCUUCAUAUUGUGCUCUUUUAAAAACAGAAGUUUUAAUCAAUAAAAUUGUGUAAUCCUUUUUGGAAGUCUGUCUCUCAUCCUCUGUUGUGGUGUAAUGAAUCUGUGUGACCUUAAGUGAAAAGGUCUGUUGUAUUUCCUGGGGUGAAACUCCCCAGAUGGCGUUGUUCGGCAACAAACACUUAAUCUCUGAACCCUCCAUUACGCCACACCAGGACCUCACCUGAUCGACGAUGGCGGGCUGACUCCCACCGCUGCACUGAAUGCACAACUCAAUCUUGCUGAUUCAGCAUCGUGUGCGAGUGGCGGCCAUGUGGGUUCCCACGGAGGACACCAUCAGUUGCGUGGAGUUGGCGGCGGAGGAAAGGGAGCCAACAUGUCCAUACCGUCACUGCUGCAGGUGCCAAGUGCACUCAAUCUAGUCCAUGGGUCCGCGGCUUCUGUGGUGGCGUGCGACGGGGGACGCCUGCUGUGUUUACGAACAGCCGCAACUACGCUUGGUGUGGUGCGUUCAUCACCACUGGGGGAACCAGGAGUACGGACGGCUCUAUCUACAACUGCGGCUGCGGAGGUGAUCGGCGCCGGUGAGGGAGUGGGGCGCUUGUCUCCGCAGUCAACCGGCGGUGGUGGGAAUUCCACCAAGACAUUGGCGGCCGAGGCGGAGGUGAUCAGUGGCGUGGGAGUGGGGCGCCCAUACCCACAAUCAUCAGGUGGUGGUGGUGUUCUUCUGACAUCGAUGACGGAGGUAAUUGCCGGCGUGAGAUAUGUUUCCAUACAGACCGGCGGUGGUGGUGAGUACCAAACAACCCCUGCGAUAUUCCCUGAGCGCCCCACGAAACAAAAACUUAAAGGACUUAAUCCAGCUAUCAAGAAGUACCGUAAAACGAAAAUCUUCAGAACAUUUAAUCAUGCAAAAAUAAUCUGGGACCCAAAGUCCAAACCAAAAGGACUGUUGGGUGGACAUUUGAAUAUAUGUAGUGCCCAUGCAAAGCAAACUCAACUUGAACACCUGCUAUCUUACUCUAACCUGGACUUCCUGGGCUUUUCAGAAACAUGGCUAAAUUCAAAAUCUCUAGAAGCAGCCAUUAAUUUUCCUGGAUACAAUAUGUUUAGGAGGGACAGUGAGGGGGGGUGGGUGGGCGGGGGUUCUAAUAUAUAUAUAUAUAUAUAUAUAUAUAUAUAUCUCAUAUAUAACACAACUAAAUGCAGUCUUAUUAAAUGGUCACAGCAUGAUGCUAAUUGUGAAUGCAUUGGUUGGAAUAUCACUCUGUCUCUAGAAAUGUCUUUUGUUAUUGUAUGUCCAUAUAGGCCACCCUCAGCCAACAGUUUGUUCUAUGAGCUCCUACAUAACAUACUUAAAAAAUGUGACAACAAUAAGGAAAUUAUAGUCCUUGGUGACGUAAAUUGUAAUUGGAGUAAUAAAUCUGAAAGGAAAAAACUCAAGAAAGUAACAGAUAAAUUUAACUUCACCCAGAUGGUGAAUGGUCCAACUAGAAUAACACAGUCCUCUCAGACCCAGAUUGACCUGAUGUUUACAAAUAGGCCCGAGAGAAUAACAAAGACAUAUAAUAUGGUAACUGGUAUGUCUGACCAUAACAUCACUUUACUGGUUAGGAAACUAACCAGUAAUAGGUUCAACAGAACAACAAAACAAAAAGCACCCCAUCAGAUAAUUCCAAAAAAUGAAAUGGACAAUCUUGGUGUGGCUGUAAAACAAACUGACUGGUCUGAUCUUUUAGGUUGCCAAGAUGUGGAAACUAGUAGUCUGAAAUGUGUGGAAAUAACAGAGAGAGAAGUGUCACCAUCCUUAAGAAAUGUGAAACAUAGACCUAGACUAGUUAAUGCCCUGCCCUGGAUCAACAGCGCCCUCUGGCAGCAGAUGAAAGAAUGCAAUAUGGCACUAAAGAGAUCACUCAAAUCAGGUAUUACUAGUGACAGGUGGAUUUUUACAAGCCUGAGAAACAAGCUGGUAAAGAAUUUAAGAAAAGCCAAAGCUGAGUUUUUUAUUGAAGUCAUAGAAGGUGCAAGAGGGAAUGGGAAACUGAUUUGAGAAAAUCCAAAUAAAUUGACAGGUAGAAACAAGGACCUACCUUGGAAUUCAAAGGAAUUCGAACUUAAAGUGAAUGGAAUUGCAACCCAAGGUCAUGAAUUGGUAGCAAACACUUUCAAUAACUUUUUCAUAGACUCAGUGGAGGAGCUGGCCCAGAGCUUCUCCACCAGAACCUGGACAUGUACUCCAAGUCAGGAGGACAAGCCCAUAUUUAGUAUUGGGGAAGUUACAGAAACUGCGGCGGUGGAGAUCAUGAGCUCUCUAAGAGACUCCAAAGCCAAGGAUGCUUACAACAUGGACACAACAUUUCUAAAAAGAUACACAGGCGCAUUAACCUAA
This is a messenger RNA of Xyrichtys novacula (pearly razorfish), 3857 nucleotides long. The record is from the annotation of a GenBank genome assembly. Lineage: Eukaryota; Metazoa; Chordata; Actinopteri; Labriformes; Labridae.